Messenger RNA from Emiliania huxleyi CCMP1516, 489 nucleotides. RefSeq lists its product as hypothetical. The record is from RefSeq and is a predicted model, not a curated record. The coding region runs from base 1 to 489 and encodes 162 amino acids. Lineage: Eukaryota; Haptophyta; Isochrysidales; Noelaerhabdaceae. The transcript is spliced from 3 exons.
AUGUCGGAGAGCGACCGUGCCUCGUUCGCGCUUAUGAUCCAGAGUUUGUUCUGGGGCUGCUGCCGCUCCAGUGACGCGCCUUUCUGCGCCGAUGGCCUCCCACCGCAUCGGCGCGCGCGUCGCGGGCCUCUCCGACGCCUGCCGUCCCCUCAAAAAUGCCGGCGCGACGCAAAGCCAGCGCAGCUGUGCGCCAUCAUCGAGGCGCAGGCGGGCGCGAGCGACGCUGCGCUACGCGUGGCGGAGGAGCACGCCGCUCGGCUCGUGGAGCAGCCCGAGUGGGUGCUCUCCGAGGUCCUCCUCUCGCCGGACCUCGCCCCGCACAUCCUCGCCCAGCUGCCGACGAAGGAGCACGCCGUCAAGGGGACGUGCCGCGCGUGGCGCCGCGGCUGGAAGGAGACGCUGAAGAAGCGCGAGAGGCCGCGCCUGUGGACACAUGCUCUCGCGCGUGGCGCUGACGGGGACUAUUGUGCAAAACAAAGGUAUUGCUAA